Fonsecaea multimorphosa CBS 102226 is the source of this 2406-nucleotide messenger RNA. RefSeq lists its product as uncharacterized. The transcript has a single exon. NCBI's taxonomy places the organism in Eukaryota, Fungi, Ascomycota, Eurotiomycetes, Chaetothyriales, Herpotrichiellaceae. Bases 1 to 2406 code for a protein of 801 amino acids. Gene Ontology annotation, molecular function: ATP binding; metal ion binding; methylcrotonoyl-CoA carboxylase activity. Gene Ontology annotation, cellular component: mitochondrion. The record is from RefSeq and is a predicted model, not a curated record.
AUGAGGCAGUAUCACAAUAACCAGUCAGCCCCAGACCAAACAUCUGCAACGCCGCAACGAUCACCCCUCUUCGUCGCCCAGUUACCUUCCAGCAGCCAUGGCAGAAGGCAGAUUCAGAGGGUGCUGAUUGCGAAUAGAGGCGAAAUCGCUUGUCGAAUCAUUGCAACAUGUCGGAAACUAGAUCUAACUUCGAUUGCCAUUUAUGCACAAGAAGACUCGUCUUCGCGCCAUGUUGCUGAGGCAGAUGAAGCUGUCAAUUUAGGAAGCAUCAAUCAACCCGGAGGAAACCCAUUUCUGAACAUCCAGCUUCUUGUUGAUGUUGCACGAUCGAGGGGCGUUGAUGCCAUCCAUCCGGGCUAUGGCUAUCUCAGCGAAAACGAAAAGUUUGCGGACGCUGUACGCCAAGCAGGACUGAUCUUUAUUGGACCAAGUUCCCAAGCCAUGUCAACGUUGGGCGACAAGCGGAAUUCAAAGGACUACCUGAGGAAACAUGCGCCAAGUGUUCCGCUCAUUCCAGGAUUCACAGGCUCAAGCCAGAAUGUCGAAGAGUUGGAAUCCGCAGCAGAAAAUGUAGGGUUUCCGGUGAUGCUAAAAGCGUCUGCUGGAGGCGGCGGUCGCGGGAUGCGGAUUGUUCGAGAGCGCUCGCAACUUGCGGGCGAGCUUGCUCGCGCACAAUCCGAGGCUCAGCGUUCCUUUGGAUCGAGCGAUUGUAUUCUGGAGAAGUACAUCGAAGCGGCCAAACACGUCGAAGUCCAGAUCAUUGGUGAUAGCCAUGGCAAAGUCUUCUCAUUGUGGGAGAGAGAAUGCUCAGUUCAGCGACGGCACCAGAAGAUUAUCGAGGAGACACCGUCCCCAUUUCUAUCACCCGAACAGAGGCAAAGAAUGUGUGCAGUUGCUGUUCAAAUAGGCGAGCUCAUUGGCUAUGAGGGUGCCGGCACUGUCGAGUUUGUCGUUGACGCCAGGGACGGAAGUUUCUAUUUUCUCGAAGUCAACACGCGCCUGCAAGUCGAGCACCCCAUCACGGAAGAAGUUACGGGCCUAGACAUUGUCUCUCUGCAAUUGUUUGUGGCCGCCGGAGGAUCACUAGCCAGUCUCGCCGUCCUACAGCGCAUUCCACAAAAGGGCCAUGCUAUCGAGUGCCGCCUCUGCGCCGAAGAUCCCAGUAGUGACUUUAUGCCACAGAAUGGCACCAUUCAACUGUGGCGCGAGUCAGACCAGUACCCGGGGUCAAGAGACGUACGAUACGAGACCUCUGUACAAACUGGAUCCAGCAUAUCCAUCUACUUUGAUUCGAUGAUCGCGAAAAUUGUGGUAUGGGCGCCAACAAGAGCCAUGGCAAUCUCGAAAAUGGUCAAGGUGUUGGCAAACACGGUAUGCGCAGGCGUGAAAACCAACCAACUUUUCCUGCAGGCCUGCCUUUUACACCACAGUUUUCAUGAUCCGGCAUACACGACCUCGCUCAUCCCGACACAUGUGCAAAGUCUGCUGAAGAAUCCCUACACCGAAUCUGCCCAAGACAUGAUAUCUAUGCUCUCACUUGUUCCGGGUCUGGUGCUGAGGAACGAAGCAUCUCGGUUGAUGACCGACGCAAGACCUUUUAGGCACGUCACUCGAGGGUUCAGGAAUCAAUACUUUGAUCCCGUCAAUCGCAGCACAACUAUAAUUGUCCCUUCAGAGCCGUCAUCCGCCCAAACGCCGAUCUUGUCGAUUUGGACUGCCCUGUCCCGAGGCGAGAGUGGCCACUCAAAAUACCAGGCUACAUUAGUCCCCAUUCCGUCCGGCGAAGACGACAGUGCCUCAUCAGACACUACCGCAAGCCGCAACAAUUCUGAGGCCUACCAAAUAUCUCGGCAAUAUCAUGCCAUCAGCCACAAGCUCAGAGAUACCUCUCUGGCCCAGGCUCCACAGUACACGGUAGAAUUCACAAAGUGGAGAGAUAUACAACAUACCAAUACCACGGGCGACAACGCCGCCGCAUGGAGAACGGUAUCAGUAGCCAUCUCAAUCAACCAAUCCAUAAUCCACGCCCACAUCGCUACAGACACACCUUCCAACCCUGCCUCAUCCACCGGCUCGUACCAGACGGUCUUGUGCCACUUCCCAGGGCUAGGGACCUGGGUGGAAUACAAAUGCUACAGCACCCUCAAUUACAUGGAGAGUCUACGACAAGGCGGCGUCUCGGCGGCGUCUUCGACAUCCAAAGUGAUCAAGUCGCCCAUGCCGUGCAAGGUCCUCUCGGUGCUCAAGUCCCAAGGCGAUCAUGUCAAGGCUGGGGAAGUGGUCAUGGUCAUUGAGAGCAUGAAGAUGGAGACAAACAUCUGCAUCAAUGUGGAUGGCAAGUUCAUGACUGGCGUCAAGAAUGGGGAUGCCGUCAAUGACGGGGCGGUGUUGUGCUGGGUUGAAUAG